Molecule: messenger RNA, 1698 nt
Organism: Guillardia theta CCMP2712
Lineage: Eukaryota; Cryptophyceae; Pyrenomonadales; Geminigeraceae
Exons: 12
Coding region: 1-1698 (565 amino acids)
Source: RefSeq, a predicted model, not a curated record
AUGUCGAGCAGGAGGCUGAUGGCUGCCGCCUCGAUGGCAGUCGUAGCAUGCGCUCUUGUGGCGUUGAAGCUUCAAUCACAGGCUGCAGGCCACAGCGAGGCCUCUAGUCUUGCCAGCAAGGGUGCGGUGAAAGUGGACAUGGAGGCGGUACAUGCACUCCACUCACGCGAUCCAAACUUCCCCGUGGUCUCCCCAUCGGAAGCUGAUGGGAAUGCCGAGGCGCUUUCCGUCGAGCAUGCCAAGUGGAAGAGUGUUUACCCUAUGAAGUUCUCUGCCAAGACUUCGCACUCUGUUCCGGAAAACUCGCAUGCUGAGUGGAGCAUGAAAGAGAAGCAGAUGCAGAGAGCAAUCCACGUCUUUCACAAGUACGGGGACAUGGCGCUCGAGAAGCUGCUUCCUCCCAAGCACAAACCUGCUCUGAGACACUUUGAACCAUUGCGAGUGGAAUCUUCGCGCUCGUCCCCCCGCUCAUUCACGACCAAGAACGCUCAAGAAGCGAUCGACGCUGUUGAGAAAAACCUGGAGAAAUCGCAGGAGUCCAAGAUCGAGCAGAUGAACGCGAGGGAGGCAGGACUUCUCUACGCUGCGAAAACGAAGCAGGAAGACCUUACCCGCAAGUUUCAGAGACAGCUCGCACGCGAGAAGCGACGAGAGUCAAAUCUGAAGAAGGAGCUGUCCGUAGUCUCGAGUGAGAACAACAAGCUUCAGGCCAGGAACUCGCACCUUUCUUCGUUGAUUGAGAAAUCGUUGCGUGCAAGGGACAAGAGCCAAACCAGAAUAGACAAGUUGGACGACGAGAUCUCAUCGAUGAAGAAGACAGAAGAAAUGAACAUCGCAGAUCUGAAAAGCAAGCUAAGGCAUGUCGAGGACGACAACAAGUCUCUCCGCAACCAGAUUCGGCACACUGACGCCAAGGAGAAUUCAAUCACCAAUGUUGCUGCAGCUCAUAAAGAUGUCAAGGAGCAGUUGCGCACGCUGCCAAAUGAUUCGGAGAGCAGAGCUGUAAAUCUCGCGACCACGUACUUGAGUCCUGAGUACGAGAAGGAUGAUCGCACGAGGAGCUUCCUUCUGAGAAAACAGCAACAAGAAGAGCAGGAAGAGAGCGCGGCGGUUACGCCUCAUCCAGUGAAGCAGAACAAGCACGAGAACAAGGCAAUUGAUCUGGCAUCUACUUACUUGAGUCCGGAAUACGAGAAGAACGAUCGCACGAGGAGCUUCCUUCUGAGAAAGCAGCAACAAGAAGAGCAGGAAGAGAGAGCGGCGGUCACGCCUCAUCCAGUGAAGCAGAACAAGCACGAGAACAAGGCAAUUGAUCUGGCAUCUACUUACUUGAGUCCGGAAUACGAGAAGCUUCGCAGGCAGAAAUCCCUGGAGGAAAGUUAUUGCGAGGCUUGUGUGACUGGCCCAGACUGUCUCUCUGGGUGUAGAAUCAUGUCUUCUGCUCCUCACCCGGCCGCUACCCACAAGGUCAAGGCCGUUGAAGCUAAACCCGCAGAGCCCAAGGUUUCUCGUCCUCAGCAGGUGUUACCUCAGGUGGGCGUCACUACACGAGGUGUUUGGUUCUUCAACCCCUCACUAUUCGGCUUCCAGGUGGCGACCAGGAGUGUUUCCCCGGUGAAGCCAGUCACACAGGCCAGCGUGUGGGGCCUUGGAUGGAGUGCCAUCACCAAUACCUUCGCCAACUUGUUUCACUUGUAA